AUGUUGACGGAUCCUGCAGGAAUCUUUGAACUGGUGGAGCUUGUUGGCAAUGGCACCUAUGGGCAGGUCUACAAGGGCCGUCAUGUUAAAACAGGACAGCUUGCUGCUAUUAAGGUUAUGGACGUCACCGGGGAUGAAGAGGAGGAGAUCAAACAAGAAAUCAACAUGCUGAAGAAAUAUUCUCAUCACCGAAAUAUUGCCACAUAUUAUGGUGCUUUCAUUAAAAAGAACCCACCAGGAAUGGAUGAUCAGCUCUGGCUGGUGAUGGAGUUCUGCGGCGCUGGCUCCGUCACCGACCUCAUCAAGAACACGAAAGGGAACACGCUCAAGGAGGAGUGGAUCGCCUACAUCUGCAGAGAGAUCUUACGGGGUUUGAGUCAUCUACACCAGCACAAAGUAAUUCAUCGAGACAUCAAGGGACAGAAUGUCUUGCUGACAGAAAAUGCAGAAGUUAAACUAGUGGAUUUUGGUGUCAGUGCCCAGCUGGACAGAACUGUAGGCAGAAGAAAUACCUUCAUUGGGACUCCUUACUGGAUGGCCCCUGAGGUCAUUGCUUGUGAUGAAAAUCCCGAUGCCACUUACGACUUUAAGGUAAGGACAAGCAUAUUCCCACUCAUUUAUACAUCAGUACAGAUGUGA
This is a messenger RNA of Tinamus guttatus (white-throated tinamou), 639 nucleotides long. Lineage: Eukaryota; Metazoa; Chordata; Aves; Tinamiformes; Tinamidae. The record is from RefSeq and is a predicted model, not a curated record.